This is a messenger RNA of Drosophila montana, 2703 nucleotides long. It is a transcript of the gene Mct1, whose product is annotated as Monocarboxylate transporter 1. Gene Ontology annotation, cellular component: membrane. NCBI's taxonomy places the organism in Eukaryota, Metazoa, Arthropoda, Insecta, Diptera, Drosophilidae. Gene Ontology annotation, biological process: monocarboxylic acid transport; transmembrane transport. Gene Ontology annotation, molecular function: monocarboxylic acid transmembrane transporter activity. The record is from RefSeq and is a predicted model, not a curated record.
CUGACAACGGCAACGGCUGUGCAGCACUCCAGAGCAGAGCACAAGAUCAAAAAAAAUCACAAAUAAUCGAGCCGAAAGCCAAGCAAAUACUUUCAAUUACCGUUACACACUCCGAUAGUCGAGAUCGAAAUUGAACACGUCUGCGCUGUGCCUCAACAAAACAUAUAUGUACAUAUAUAUAACAGUUUGUUUUUGUUUUCGUUCUACCCAUUGUUAUUUUUUUUACACUUUCGUUGUUUCCAAUUCGAAUAACCGCCAAUUUUCAAAGUUGACGCGGUCUCAGUUCCCAAUCGGCAGCUCAGCGAAGCGCAUCGAAUGCAAAGUGAAGUUCAUUGAAAAAUAAUCGAAAUUGAAAAAACCCAAAGGACACUACCAACAAAAAUCAAACAAAGUGCAACUGAGUCAAAAGUAACAUAUAAUAAUAUAAAAAAAAAAAAAAAUAUAUUUAGGUGCAAGCUGCAAGCUAGGACCAGACGGCCCGCACAACAUGCCACAGCAGCCGCUGCAGUCGAAAUCGCAGCUCAGAUAAGGAACUUCUCUACCUAAGAGAGAGAGAGAGAGAUAAAGAGAGAGAGAGAGAGAGAGACACACACACAUACACCUUGAGCAGCAGCCACAGCGGUCGAGAUUAAGACAAACGCCGCAGGGCAGUGAGCCAGUCACACACACACACACACACACACACACACGUACAUUCCACAGGAUAAGGUCACAAAAUGGUGCACGGACCGCCAGCACGCAGAAAAUCCCAACAGACGCAGCAGCAUCAGCAGCCGGGCAAUGGGAAUGGGCAAUGCGAAAUGGAUAUGGAUCCGUUGCCAACGCCCCCAGAUGGCGGCUGGGGCUGGGUUGUGGUCUUUGGCUCGUUUAUGAUUCACAUAGUCACCGACGGCAUGACCUACUCCUUUGGCAUAUUCUACAAUGAGUUUCUCACGUACUUCAAUGAGGGCAAGGGCUACACCGCCUGGAUAGCAUCCAUAAUGGUGGGCGUUACCUUUUCAUCGGGUCCCAUCAGCUCCUCGUUUGUGAAUCGCUAUGGCUGUCGACCGGUGACCAUUGCGGGCGCCAUUCUGGCGGCCGGCUGCAUAAUUGUCAGCAUGUUUGCCCAGAAUGUGGCCACGCUGAUAGUGACCAUUGGCUUCGGCACUGGCUUGGGCUUUGGGCUCAUCUAUUUGCCGGCCAUUGUCAGCGUAACGCAAUACUUUGAGGCGCGCCGUUCCCUGGCCACGGGCAUUGCUGUAUGCGGCUCCGGCUUUGGCACCUUUGUCUUUGCCCCGCUGACGGAGCUGCUGAUUAAGAGCUAUGGCUGGCGCGGCGCAAUGCUCAUCAUUGGCGGCGUGGUGCUCAAUUGCAUUAUAUUCGGCGCCAUGUUCCGGCCACUGGAGGCGCCGCGCACCAAAGUGACCAAGCUGGCAAAGAAAUCGACGAUCAUGGAUCAAAAUGUAACGCCCGCCGAACUGGAGCCGCUCAAGGCUCAAGUCGCCGGAGUGAAGCCAACGUCAACGGAUCAGUAUCUGCAGCUGCCGCCGCGACCCGAUUCGGCUAGCGCCGUCGGCGGCGGGCUAUGUCGCUCCAACAGCGUUGGGCAUAAUCUCAAGCCCAGUUUGAACAACAACUCGAACGGCCUGCUCAAUGGCCAGGCCGUCAAUGGCCCGACGACGACAACGGUGGUGAAGAGCACCAGCAACGAUGACUUCGGCCGGACAUUUGCCAGCCAGCCGCAGCUGAUGCCGCUGCGCGAGACGCACCGGGAGCGCAGCGCCAGCGGCACCAUGUACCGCCCGGACGCACUCUAUCAGGGCUCGCUGCACAAUAUACCGGAGUACGCCAGCUCACGGAAUGAUCUGUCGCAUUCGCGCACCGGUUCCGGCAUCAUCAAGCGCUAUGGCUCCCUAAGACAGAGUCAUCCGCUCGCCCAGAGUCAGGAGGUGACCAAAUGCUGCGGCUGCAUCAGCUGCUCCAAGGAGACGCGCGAUACGUUCGCGGAAAUGAUGAACUUCUCGCUGCUGAAGGACAUGAUCUUUGUGAUCUUCUCCGUAUCAAAUUUCUGCACAAGCAUCGGCUUCAAUGUGCCCUAUCUGUACGUGGUCUCCCAAGCGGAAACGCUGAACAUUAGCAAAUCGAAGGCGAGCUAUCUGAUUGCCUCGAUCGGCGUGGCCAAUACCAUUGGACGCAUCAUACUGGGCUACAUAGCGGACAAGCCGUGGGUGAAUCGCCUGCUCGACAAUGUGUGCCUCACCGCCUGCGGCAUUGCCACGGCGAUGGUUCCGCUGUGCGUGGACUACUACUCGCUGCUCAUCUACUGCUCCGUCUUCGGUUUCACCAUUGGCGCCUAUGUGGGCCUGACCUCGGUCAUAUUGGUGGAUCUGCUGGGCCUGGAGAAGCUGACCAAUGCCUUCGGGCUGCUGUUGCUCUUCCAGGGCAUCGCUAGCUUCAUUGGACCGCCCAUUGGGGGCUGGAUGUACGACAUAACCGGCUCCUAUUCGCCGGCCUUCCUCAUGGCUGGCCUGAUGAUCGCCAUCAGUGGGCUGGUCAUGUUUGCCAUUCCCCCGCUGCAGCGCUAUCAGGAGCACCAGGCCGAGCAGAAGUACAAUUCCGAGCAGCUGGCGCUCAGUUAGCUUCAUCCAUCGGCGGCUGGGAUGGGCAGGAACGGGGGCAGGGCAGGUCAGGGCAGGUCAGGGCAGGGCAAUGUUCGACUUUGUU